Clonostachys solani is the source of this 900-nucleotide messenger RNA. The record is from the annotation of a GenBank genome assembly. Lineage: Eukaryota; Fungi; Ascomycota; Sordariomycetes; Hypocreales; Bionectriaceae.
AUGUCUUGGCCAUUUUCGACUUCGAAUAAAAUUGUGGUAGUGACAGGAGGAGGAUCAGGCAUUGGACUUUCUUAUGCUACCCUCGCUGUGGCUAAUGGAGCUAAAGCAGUGGUUAUUGGAGACAUAGCACUGACAGAUGAAGCCCAGAAGAUUGUGACCGAAACAACAAACCUAACAUUCCAACACUGUGAUGUCACUCAGUGGGCCGACUUACAGCGUUUGAUUGAUGUUUGCAUAACCAAAUUCGGUAACGUUCCAGAUAUUUACGUGGCAUCUGCGGGUGUUUUUGAGCCACCGUAUUCCAACUUCUGGGAAGAUCCUGAGCCACUUGAGAGCAAUGGUUACAAGCAUGUCGACAUUAAUGUCAACCACCCGAUAAAGUUUACGAGGCUCGCAAUAAGAGCGCUUCUUGGGAAACAGAAACACGGCGUCGUGGCUCUUGUUUCCUCCAUUGCUGGAUAUAGCAAGCAGUAUCCGGCUCCUAUCUAUAGCGCAACGAAACACGCCGUGGUUGGGUUUACUAGGAGUCUGGGCGAUGCACAGAGGUUCCAGGGCGUCAAGGUCAUCGGUGUCUGUCCAGGAAUUGUGAGUACUCCUAUUUGGACAACAAGCACACCAGGCUCUGGGGAAAGAUUUGGUAUUGGAGAAGAUAUUUCCAUCACGCCGGAAGUGGUUGCAAAGACAAUAAGCGAUGGAAUCGAGUCUCCUGAGUAUCCCGGUGGAACAAUCCUUGAGGUUUCUAAAUUAGGGACCAGGGUCGUGCCAGAGUGGUUUAUCCACCCACCGGGUAUGGUUGAUGGUAAAAUGCCAGAGGGAACUGAUGUUCCGGAACAUAUGAUUAUCAAGUCUCUAGAGCCCAUCAUGAACGUCACAAAGAGGGAGAGGGGCAAUAUGGCCUAA